ACGACACGGCCGAGACAGGGUAGCCUGGAAGGUAUCGAUGGAUAUGCAGCGCGUCCUCAUCGCUAGAGACGAAAAUCUAAACGACGUAAUCGGGUAUUUCAUGUAUAAGCUUCUCCAAGACACUGUGGAGCACUUUACCCAACGGGGUACCCCUAAUAACUCGCCGUCGCUAGAUGCGGAGAUCCAACAAUACGACCGCAUCAUGUCUACCCACGUUAUAGACAUCCCAGAAAACCCGCUAGAUCUUAGUAUGAGCCUGUGGUUAAGCCACUUCGACCGGUCGGCGGCGUGGUCGCGCAAUCUCUCCGAGGCAGGUCUUUUCGCCGUGUGCGACAACUUCCUCAAUAAGCAUUCGUCCACCUCUUGGGGCCGGAGUCAGUUUCGCGACUACUUCGCCUGUCUAGGGAUCAAGUGCUACCUAAAUGACCCGAACGAGCCUCUGCAGAUGGGUUUAGAGGCUAUACUUGAUAAGUGGGAAGAUUCGGGGCCGACGUAUUUGGCUAUGUUCGCUGCGGCGUUGAUUCCUGGAGCGUUUCGAAAGGGAUUCUUGGACGAGUGGAAGUGA
This is a messenger RNA of Annulohypoxylon maeteangense, 565 nucleotides long. RefSeq lists its product as uncharacterized. NCBI's taxonomy places the organism in Eukaryota, Fungi, Ascomycota, Sordariomycetes, Xylariales, Hypoxylaceae. The transcript is spliced from 2 exons. Bases 38 to 565 code for a protein of 175 amino acids. The record is from RefSeq and is a predicted model, not a curated record.